Messenger RNA from Tetranychus urticae (two-spotted spider mite), 1700 nucleotides. RefSeq names its product NAD-dependent protein deacylase. Gene Ontology annotation, cellular component: nucleus. Gene Ontology annotation, molecular function: protein-malonyllysine demalonylase activity; histone deacetylase activity, NAD-dependent; protein-succinyllysine desuccinylase activity. NCBI's taxonomy places the organism in Eukaryota, Metazoa, Arthropoda, Arachnida, Trombidiformes, Tetranychidae. The record is from RefSeq and is a predicted model, not a curated record.
GCUUGAUUAGUUAAUGUUGACAGUUUGCGUAAAAUCAGCUGGAGCUUGUGCUAUCAGCAUAAUUGUCAGCUGUUAGAGAGCUCCUAGAGAUGAUCUCUCACGUUAAAGUUGAUGAUAUAAUGUAAAUUAUGCCAGUUAAUUACCUAUCAAUACCAACAAGAUAUCAUUCUUUUGUUAUUUCUCAUAAAUCUAUUCAAUCUUCAUCACCUCCACUGCCACCACCAACAUUGAACCAAUCAAUUUAUUUAUCUUUUACUCCACUUGAAAACAUUUUUGAUAUUAGUGAGGUAACCACCACCUGUAAAGCUUUCCUUUGCUUGUAUUUUGUUGGUUACUUUGAUAUAACAUGAUACUUUGUUGAAUAAAUUAUAUAAAAGUCGUUAUUCAUCAACUUGUUUGUUGCUUUACUCAAUUGUUUUGCUGUAUAGACACGUGUUUAGUGUUCAACAUCAUAAAUAGUUAAUUAUUCUCUAGGCAUCUCUUUACAUGUUGUUAAAAUCAUCCUGUCUGAGAUUGCUCAUUUCCAAUGGACUGGUUUCUAAAAGAUUAUCAUCUUCCAUUUAUUCAAAUUCAUCAUACAAGUUGCUCGAUUCAUUUUUCAACAUGUUUGGCGUAACUCAAUCAAGACCUUCAAGUGAUUUAUCCAAAUUUCGUUCCAUUUUUGCCCAAUCCAAGCAUAUUGUUGCCAUAACUGGAGCCGGGAUCUCUGCUGAAUCUGGUGUCCCAACAUUCAGAGGAUCUGGAGGCCUUUGGAGGACCUUUCGUGCUACCGAGUUGGCUACACCUUCAGCUUUUGAACGUAACCCUUCAUUGGUAUGGGAAUUUUACUCUUAUCGCCGGGAAGUGGUCCUAACUAAGUCACCCAACCCUGCUCAUAUUGCUCUUGCUGAAGCUGAGGCUCGAUUAAAAGGAGAAGGUCGUAAAUUGGUUAUUAUUACUCAAAACAUUGAUGAAUUACACCAUAAAGCAGGCAGUACCAACAUUAUUGAACUUCAUGGUACUUUGUUUAAAACUCGAUGUCUAAAAUGUGGCCAUGUUGACUCUAAUUAUGACUCUCCUAUUUGUGAAGCUCUUCGAGGAAAGGGCAGUCCUGACCCCAAUAUAAUGGAAUCAGUUAUUCCCAUACAUGAUCUUCCGCAUUGUAAAAAGUCUGGCUGCAAUGGACUUCUUCGCCCCAAUGUUGUCUGGUUCAAUGAAUCACUUCGAAGUGAAGACUUGCAAUCAGCUGAGAAAGAAAUGUCAGCCUGUGACUUAGUUUUAGUCAUUGGUACAUCCUCAGCUGUUUAUCCAGCUGCUAAUUUAGCUCCAGCAGCAGCGGCAAGAGGAGUACCUGUAGCUGAAUUCAAUAUUGAAGAAACAAGUGCCACAAAUGAUUUUGGUUUUCAUUUUCAAGGUCCAUGUGGUAAAACGUUAACCGCUGCUCUGGCACCAUAACUAUGACACUUCACUCAACCAUUCUCUUCCAUCAAACUCAUUAUGCAAAAAAACUUAUUUUCAUUUAUCAAGCCAAUCAAUUUAUAUUUUACCAUUAUGCAAAGCAGUUACAUUGUAUAAAAAUUGCGAUUAGUAUUGUAGAGAUAUCUUUGCGGUAUCAAAAAGGAACAACAAUAUCGUUGUCAGGCAAGAAUUAAAACAAUCAACAAGAAAAAGAUUCUAAGAAACUGACUAACUCUAAUAAAUUUUACAUUUUUAGUUUUUUA